This is a messenger RNA of Lathyrus oleraceus (garden pea), 937 nucleotides long. Its product is annotated as 26S proteasome non-ATPase regulatory subunit 6 homolog. The record is from RefSeq and is a predicted model, not a curated record. NCBI's taxonomy places the organism in Eukaryota, Viridiplantae, Streptophyta, Magnoliopsida, Fabales, Fabaceae. Gene Ontology annotation, biological process: proteasome-mediated ubiquitin-dependent protein catabolic process. The transcript is spliced from 5 exons. The coding region runs from base 56 to 937 and encodes 293 amino acids.
UGGCAUCCUGUGAAAGAGAGUUAGAUUUGCAUCGUGCGGUGAAGCAUAAGCGGCAAUGGCAUCAUCGGAAGGAGAAGAGUCUCAGCAGCCACAACUCGUCCUCGCCGACAAGCUUUUCCUCCUCAAACAACCCGAUGUUCAAGACAUUGACAAAGUUGGAUUCAAGGAGGAUGUCUUCACAUUCGUCAAGGAUCAUGAUAUGGUCCCUUUAUACGAAACCCUAGUCGCCGAUUCUGUUUUGGAUAUGGAUCGUACCCUUUUGGACUCUAUGCGUGCUAAAAUUGACGAUGAGCUUAAGAAGCUUGACGAAAAGAUUGCUGAUGCCGAGGAAAACUUAGGUGAGAGUGAAGUCCGCGAGGCUCACUUGGCAAAAUCCUUGUUUUUCAUCCGGAUUGGGGACAAGGAGAAAGCCCUGGAACAUCUCAAGAUAACAGAAACCAAGACUGUUGCAGUGGGGCAGAAGAUGGACUUGGUGUUUUAUACGCUGCAGCUUGGUUUCUUUGACAUGGAUUUUGAUCUAAUUUCCAAAAGUAUUGACAAAGCUAAAAGCUUGUUUGAAGAAGGUGGUGACUGGGAAAGGAAGAACCGGCUGAAAGUGUAUGAAGGCCUCUACUGCAUGUCCACUAGAAAUUUUGAGAAGGCUGCAACAUUGUUUUUGGAUUCUAUCUCACCGGGUUUGUGGUACUCAAUUAGAGAGGAAGGGAGGCAGUUCCCACUAAGGUUGCGUUUUUUCUAUUUUUUCGGUUUUCACUUGGGAUGUGAAUUGGUUAUGUUGUCAACAUGUUUCUAUUAUCAAGAUAUGAUUUCUGCAACAUUCUGUUUGGAUUAUAUUGGGGAUAUUUUAAGUGAAACCAUUUUUUUUUUGCUUUUGAGUUGUUGGAUUAUUUUGUGGGCGGAUCACUUUGCUGUUACCAAAUGGAGAGAGAGGGAGGAUUAA